This is a messenger RNA of Fulmarus glacialis (Northern fulmar), 1512 nucleotides long. RefSeq names its product coiled-coil domain containing 112 (gene CCDC112). The record is from RefSeq and is a predicted model, not a curated record. The coding region runs from base 1 to 1512 and encodes 503 amino acids. NCBI's taxonomy places the organism in Eukaryota, Metazoa, Chordata, Aves, Procellariiformes, Procellariidae. The transcript is spliced from 10 exons.
AUGAGCGGCAAGGCAGUUGCCUUGAUUCGGUAUUGCAGUGUGAAUGACAGCUGUUCCAGUACUGCAGGUGCUGGUCGACAAUUUUGGGACUGGAAGAUGAAAGCUGAACAAGCUAAGAAAGUUGAAUUCAUAAGAACUGCACAAAAGCUAAAAACUCAGCUUGCACAUAUAGAAAAAGACAAAAAUGGACAUCUUUACAAUAGGAAGAGUGAUUUCAGGGUAGAAUACAGCAUACUAGAGGAACUGGAACAUAAAACUGUUAGAACUAUGAGCACCUUAUUUUGUUUAACAGAAGCUAAAAUCCUGCAGCAGCUAUCAAAAAUACAAAAUAAUGUGAAGAGACUUCAGCAACAAUUAAAAGAUGUGAAACCUACACCCGAAUUUGUUCACAAGCUCAAGGAAAUGAUGGAGGAAGUUGAAAAUGCAAUCAAUGCUUUUAAAGAGGAACAGAGGCAAAUAUAUGAACAGCUUUUGAAGGAGGAAAAAACUGCCAUUAAUGAGCUCAGUGUCUUUGAGAGAAAAGUGGAACUGUGGGCGUUAGGCAGCUCAAUAACAGAAAAGGUUUUGAAAUUAGCAUCAGCCAGGAUCUCAGUUGAUAAAACACUGGAAAAUCAUCUACCUGAAGAAGUAGUAGAGUUUGAAAGAUUUCUUCAGCGAACAGGAGGGCGACAAGGAGGCUGGGAUGAUUAUGAUCAUCAAAAUUUUCUGAAAGUAUGGACAAAACACAAAGGAAGGCUGUCUUACAUGGAUGAAGCCCUUGAGUAUCUCUGUGGAAGAACAAAAGAAGAUAUUGAACAGCAUGACAAAUGGUAUCAAGAGUUUCUAAUUUUACAUGAAAGAAAAAAAGAGUCAAUUAUGAAGUGGAAAGAAAAGCAGCAGCAAGAAAAAGAAAGAAACUUGAAGGAGAAAGAGCAAUCAGAAAAAAUGCUCAAGGAACAAUGGCUACAGCGUGAAGAAGCUCAGAAGCAAAAAGCAGAAAAAGAAAGAAAAAGACAACAAGCAGCAAUUGAAGCAUGGAAGAAACAGAAAGCAAUAGCAUUUGCAAUGGAACAAGCAUCACAACUAAAACUAGAAGAAGAGAGGGAGAAAAAACAACAAAAAGAACGCCAGCGCCAAUGCCACAUGAGGUUACUGUUGGAAAGGUAUACCUUGCAGAAGAAAGAAAAGGACGAACUUGAAAAGCUUGAAAAGGAGAAGAGAGAGGAAGCUGAAAAGGAGGAAAGGAAGAGAAUUGCUGCAGAAGAAAUUACUAAGUUUCAAAAGCGUGAUCUACAUAAACUGGAGCUAAGGAUUCUACAAAAACAAGCUAAAGAAGUAGAGAAACAAGAAAAAGAAAAAAGGUUGGCAAAGUUAAGAGAGAAGGUCGAGAUUCACGUAACCAGAGACCGGUCCAGGUUGUACAGACCUACCAAGGGCUGGGAGGAACGCAAAAAAGAGCACGCACCAACAGCUUCAGAACGGCUUUUACGUGUUCCUCAUAGAGCUGUCCCAGCCUGGAGACAAGGGCUGUAG